GAUUCAAUCAUCCGAAUUCUGGCUUCUGCUUGCUGCAGGUACUCGACAUUGAGUAAUCAGACAGAUCUAGAGCUCAUGAAAUCAUGAGCGUCGACGGGAACGUUCGCCGUCUCAGAGAUUUUUGGGAGGGACACGGCGCCCGUGGCCAAGCAGGCCCUGCGAGUUCUCUCGUUAUAUUUAAAAACCUUAACAGUUCUUUGGAAGAAUUACAGAAGCUGCUUCCAAGGGAAGCAGGUGCUGUUGAUGGGAGAAUCUCAGAGGAGGAAAGGGUAGAGCUAACUUUUAUGGCCGCGCGGGCCCGCCUUUCGAUCGACCGAGCAGUUAGUGUUCUGAAGGAAGGUCGCGCUGAGCCUGAGACCAUUGAACAUCCUGUGGCUGCGAAGAGCUCGAGCGAUCGCACCUCAAACGUUCGCGAACCUAGCCCAAUUCCUGGCCAGGCGAGUACGUCAAAUGGUUCUGCCCCGCACACGCCGCAGCGCUCGCGCAUUGCACGACCAAUGAUCCCGGCUUCCAUCCCAAGAGAUCGCAACCAACGUCCACCUGAUCACGUUCGACCUCUUCAGGGUUCCUCUUCGCAAGCCCAGCAGGACGUCUUCCGCGUUGCGUAUAACGACGUCCAGCCCGACCAAGGAGACUCUAUUAUUGCUUCUAACCGAGCCAUAGUCAACGCACCGAGACAACAGCAAACUCCGCCUCAAACCCCUGCUUCAAAGCGUAACAAUGUCAGAGAUUCAAAAGGUCGAUUCACGCCCUACGAGGCGCAAACUUCCGAAAGGGAGCUGUCUGCGCCAGUCCAGCACCAGGUGACCAAAAUUCAGCAUCAACCCAUCAGCUUGGCCAAGGAUCCAUCUGCACAGUUGAAGGCACCUUUGGGGAAGAAGCGCAAAAUUUCGCAGGUUCGUGAUAGUAGUGACGAUGAAGAAGAGAUCUGGAACAGGAAGAAAGUACACCUUGAAAUUAAGGAAAAACGACAACCAGUGAAGAAGCAGACGCUUGCGCUGUCGACAUCACGAGCGCAGGUAAAGGAGUCACAGAAAAAGCGCCCUGUGCCACCCUCGCAUUCUUUGAAGGUCAAGCCUUCAGGUCACUUUCGACCUAGAGAUGAAGUACUUGUCCGCAUGUACUUUCCUCCUCUCCCCCAUGAUGAUCAAGUCGACGAGCACGGCCGUCCUCGGUUCCAUACUAGCUGGGAAGGCCCCUUCACGAUUCUCCACCGGUCUUAUAAUACUCCCCACUGUUCCCGAUGGAAUGUCGAAAUGGCCGCUACCACCAGUCAUAAGGGUGUUCUGCUUCCUAGCACAAUCUUUACGGGCACUAGACUGAAGCGCUGGACUGGAAGGCGUGGUCCUGAUGACUACGAACAAGCGGUCGAUCCGAAUGUUGGUCCUGCGGGCAGGGGCAAAGAUGGGGAGAAGGAGUGGGAGAUCGAGACUAUAGUAUUAGAGAAGAAGCAUGGGAAAGGGAUGUCGUACUUGGUGCGGUGGGAAGGUUGGGGAAACCGCGAGAUGAGAUGGCUGGCCGGGUCGGAGUUGACGAAGUCGGCGAAGGAAAUUCUGGACUGGUGGAAUGCGAUGAAGGAAGAAGGUUUCGUGCAGAUGUAAGAAAUUUUAUCUUGUCUUGUUACGAAAAAGUUGGGCGUCACACUAUCGUUUCUUGGAUAUCUUGAUCUUGUUUUGCUGUCGCUUGCUUUCUGUACAUACCAACAACCCACCCGUGUUUUGAUUUUUACUUCAGUGCUCCAUUGUACCAUGCUAGCCGUCUGUAGAUACGUGUUUGUGUCCUUGAUGUUAUAACCCUCAUAUUCAGUGCAGUACCGCAUCACCGUAUACGAAAAGCAGAAUGUCCAAACGAUUCUUC
Molecule: messenger RNA, 1857 nt
Organism: Stereum hirsutum FP-91666 SS1
Lineage: Eukaryota; Fungi; Basidiomycota; Agaricomycetes; Russulales; Stereaceae
Exons: 8
Coding region: 84-1601 (505 amino acids)
Source: RefSeq, a predicted model, not a curated record